This is a messenger RNA of Mugil cephalus (flathead mullet), 3881 nucleotides long. RefSeq lists its product as uncharacterized. NCBI's taxonomy places the organism in Eukaryota, Metazoa, Chordata, Actinopteri, Mugiliformes, Mugilidae. Gene Ontology annotation, biological process: IRE1-mediated unfolded protein response; intrinsic apoptotic signaling pathway in response to endoplasmic reticulum stress; mRNA processing. Bases 148 to 2934 code for a protein of 928 amino acids. The transcript has 7 exons. The record is from RefSeq and is a predicted model, not a curated record. Gene Ontology annotation, molecular function: protein serine/threonine kinase activity; ATP binding; RNA endonuclease activity. Gene Ontology annotation, cellular component: IRE1-TRAF2-ASK1 complex.
GAAACGGGUGGGAAGUCCAGGAAGUAGGUCUACUGUGAUGAUGGGAGGAGCAGAGAGCAGGAGACGAAGAGUAACGGAAAGAGAAGACGAGAAGAGCAUGCUGACGUUUAUCGACUUCCAUUCUUUUGUGUGAUCUGAAGCAGAGAAAUGAAUAUUAUCAGACAGACACUGACACUGUCAUUGCCUCAAGUGACAGAAACUCAUCCGGUCAUACAGUGUGUCAUUAACAACAACCUCAAGAAGCUCAAGAAACUACUGAGGGACAACAAUGUUAAUGGACUUUACCCCUGCAGAGAGUGGGGGGAUUGUUUCACUCCACUGACUGCUGCAGUUGUGUAUCACAAGUAUGACAUUUUUACAAACCUUUUGGAUCAGGGUGCAGACCCAGAUAGUCAUUCCCAGAGAGGCCUUACACCUUUGCAUUAUGUCUCAAUGUCCAAAGCACCACUUGGCUUUGUGGAGAGACUGCUAGAAGCUAAAGCUAAUGUAAAUGGUUGGAAUGCUGUGGAGCUUCAGGUACUUGAGACACCACUGCAAACUGCUGCCCUCAACGACAGGGAAGACGUCAUGAAAGUGCUUCUCUCUGCUGGUGCAGUGGUCACACUGAUACCUAUAACUCACCCUGAACAUUUUAAUCACAACAGAAAAUUAGCUCAGAUGAUUCAUAACUUGGCAUCCAAAGGAGAUAAAUUAUGCUCUGAAUGCAAAUAUUUUAUCGAUAUGGAAAUCGCUGUGCGAUCAGAACCACCUGAAGAAGUGUUCAGAAAAUUUACCAAUGACAUGCUACGGGAGCAUCCUCAGAACCAUUUGACCAUGAUUGAAAUGCUCUUCACUGUUACUGGCCUGGGUAAAGAAAAAUACAGCCAGGGAAGUAUUAAAUGGCUCAAGGAGACAGAGAAUGUGAAUACCUAUAUUGCAGGUACAGUCAGCAGAUUCCCAAAGAUCCCUAAGAUACAUGUGAAAAGGGCAAUUGACAGUUUAAAUGUAGUUUUCUGCACAAUGGAAGACAUACCAAACGAGCAAGCACAAGAUGUUAUUCCCCAUCUCCUGGAACAGCUUUGCUUAAAAGAGAGACCUGAUAUUUUGGAAACUGUUCUACAAACACUGUAUGUGAUAACACAGAAAACAACAGAUAGAAAUGGAUGGGAUUUCAACUUUACAAAGAACUUGUGCAAAUCAGUUGCUCCUUUUGCAGUACCUACCCAUCACUCUGACAUUAAAAUCUUCACAUAUGGUAUUUUUGCCAACUUGCUCCCAGUUGAACAUGUGACUGAAAUUUUUACGUCAUUGGGAAUCACUUCAGUGCCUGACGACGUUCUGACAUCUGCAGAUAUGAAAAUGAAUGACAAGCUGAAAGAAGCGCUCAGACGUCUGAAAAAUUACUUGAGCAAUCCCAACAUGGACAGUGAGGGAAAUCCAGCCUUACCUGAAUCCAGUAAAAAGAAGAAAAAGAAGAAGAAGAAGAAGAAGAAAAACCAGGAAAAGUCAGACAAGCAAGAAGACCCAAGUAAUGACGUUUCCAACUCAACUGAUCCAACAACAACAGUUCCUGUUGUGGAAUCAUCUUCAAAUGCAAAGCCAUUCCACGUCAACACCAACAAAUCACCAGGAACACGACAAUGGGUACAAAUUAGCAAGAGAUGGAAGGAGAAAUUAGAGAAGCUUGUUGCCACAGAUGAGAGUAAAAUAAUCAGAAUUAGGAGUCUCAUUUAUGUGAAUGAUACAGAAUUCCGCAUAGCAAAGGGAAGCGAUGGGACUGAAGUCUACCUGGGACUGAGAGAUGAUGGAACAGAAAUUGCAAUUAAGAGAAUGUCUAAAAGCAACUACGAGGUCCUGAAGAACGAGGAGGGAAUUCUACGACUUCCAGAACUUGAAGAUCCAUCGAUUGUACGAUACAUCGAUGCUGCAGAGGAUGAGAACUUUGGGUAUCUUGGUCUUCAACUCUGUGAAUAUACCUUGGAAGAAUAUAUCAAAAGUGAUAAUAAGCUGAUGACAAAGGAACUUAUUAAGCAAGUUCUAAACAGUCUGAAAGUGCUUCACUGUCAAAAUCCUCAGAUUCUCCACAGAGAUCUUAAGCCACAGAAUGUUUUGAUUGAUGUUAAAGGGAGGGCACGGUUAGCAGAUUUUGGCAUAAGCCGACGGUUACUCACAGGCCAAACAACUUUGCGUACCGCCAGUGCAGGAACCAAAUGCUGGAUGGCCAGAGAGACUCUACUAGAAGAAGCCAACAUACCAUACAAGUCAAACACUGACGUACAGGUGGCAGGAAUGCUGAUUUAUUAUAUCCUCUCUGGAGGACACCAUCCAUUCGGUGACAGAUCCUGUGAGUGUGAGUACAACAUUUAUCGUGGGAAGUACUCCUUGGAUCACAUGGAAGAUGUGGUGGCCAAGGACCUGAUCGAGUGGAUGCUCAGUGAAAAUCCAAAGAUGAGACCAAACGUGGGAGAAUGCCUGUGUCAUCCUUUCUUCUGGACUGUUGAAAAGCAAGUUGAAUACUUGAAAAAGAUUGGUAACAGGGACGAGGUGGCAAACUUUCGAAAGGCUGAUCAGGAACUGAUGACCUCUCUAGAGAAAUGUGCUGGGGAUGGAUCCUUCACACAGUGGAAAAAUAAGUUUCCUCAAGAGCUGGUUCAGAAGAUGGAUCGCAAAAAAAAAUCUUACAGCGAAAACACACUGGGGUUACUGCGCUUCAUACGCAACCUCCAUGAGCACUACGCUGAGGAUGCUGCUCAGAUUGAUCUAAUGGAGUUAUUUCCCGAUCUCUUUGGAUGUAUUUACAAGUUUGCCAAGACCCGAAACUGGAAUUCAGAGGUGCCCUUGAAGGGGAUGUUUAAAAGAGAAGACAUCAGCACCAGGUUUAUGAAGCUGUCCACAAACACUGAGGAGCGUGUGGGUGUCCCAGUCCAAGAGUCUCAACCCAGUGACUCGAAGUGAAGUUGAAUCUGUAAUUGCUUAUGAACAACCAGAAGGGAAAAACACACACACAUGACGACAGGAUAGAGAGUAUCUUUUUUUAUUAUUACCAAAGCAAAGAAAGAGAAUUCAUUUAUUUCAUGUUUGUGUUCUAUUUUUCUUCUAUCACUGAUAGAAGUCAAGUCUCUCCUUUCUAUUUUGUUAGAUUUUAUAUUUUUGAACAUUCGUUAAAAUUUGUAUUUUUUUUUUAAUUUUAUUUUGCUGCAUUUGUCUGAUAACUGUAUUUGCUUGUUUAUCCUUAAAUAAUUUAUUGCAAUGUGUAAUAACAAACACCAUAAUGCACUUAGAGUUGAAGUCAUUCCUCUACCAUGGGUUUGUCGGGUUAAAUUAUAGCACUGUUUACAGAGUGCAGCAUUAUUUAAAAAAAAAAAAAAAUCUGAAACUACUGAACAAUUACUUCAGUAUCCUUUGACUUUAUGUUUAGUUCUUAUUACUGAAAUUGUUUAACGGUAGUAGGAUUUGAUUUGUUUUAUUUGAAAUUAUAUUAUAUGUGCAAUUAAAUUAUGCUAAAGGUAUAAAAUAUUGAAACAUGAAAUCCUCAGGUUAAUUCACAAAUAAUACUGUGACAUGUCUUUUAUCAGUACUGUGAUUUUAGUUUCUUGACUUGCUCCAUUAACUGCCAUGGCUUGUCAUAAAAUUGUGAAUGAAAUGGGCUGGGGGUUUUAUUUGAGGAGGUUGUUUUGUUUGUUUGUUUAAAAGUGUUAUUCAGUUACUAAGAUGCAAACUAAUGAAAAUACAUUUUUAUCACGAAAAUCAGAAGACGUUUGCACUUGCAUCAAAGAGGAUUUAACUAGUUUGUGUGAACAGAUGCUGACAUUUUGGUUGACAAAUGUAAAUUUCAAUCACUUUUGAUCUACAUUGAGUGAAUCAUAUUGCAAUCGUCUAAAUAAAUCUAUAUUUGAUUGAAA